AUGGCUCAUAAGCUGAACCUCACUUUGCAGCACCCGUUAAGAAUUUUGGACACUUUAAAAAAAGUAAAGAAAAUAGUAACGUACUAUCGAGCUAGCUACAAGGCCAAAGAAAAGCUUAUGGAGUACCAAGCCAAAGUACAAGGCGCUAGACAACCUUUGGUACUGAUCAAUUCAGUGCCAACAAGAUGGAACUCCACCUAUUUUAUGAUAGAACGCUUUGUCCAUCUUCAAGAUGCCGUCAUGGCAACGGUACCAAUUCUCGACGUAGAUUUACCUAUAAUAACAGGUGAAGAGUGGACCGCGCUUAGACAGCUCUGCAAAGUAUUAAAACAAUUUGAUGAAGCGACGAAAGAACUAAGUGCAGAAAAAUAUGUGUGCGCUUCAAAAGCUAUUGCCGUCAUAAGCGCGUUGAAUGAUGUGAUGGAAGAGCUAAAACGAAAACCAGCUGAUUUUGAUGCUAUAAAAAACAUAGUUCAAUGCAUCGAAACCCAAUUAAAAAGUAGACUUGGAGAUCUUGAGCACGAGCAAUCUUUGGCAUUGUGCACAACAUUGGACCCGAGGUACAAAAUAUCAAUGUUCAUUGACGAAAGUGCAGCUGAAAGGGCCAAGUCCAACCUUGUGACAAAGGUCUAUAAUCUCAUGACAGACGAGACUACCGCCUACUAA
This is a messenger RNA of Parnassius apollo (apollo), 666 nucleotides long. NCBI's taxonomy places the organism in Eukaryota, Metazoa, Arthropoda, Insecta, Lepidoptera, Papilionidae. The record is from the annotation of a GenBank genome assembly.